Manis javanica (Malayan pangolin) is the source of this 954-nucleotide messenger RNA. NCBI's taxonomy places the organism in Eukaryota, Metazoa, Chordata, Mammalia, Pholidota, Manidae. The record is from RefSeq and is a predicted model, not a curated record.
AUGGGCGGAAGGAACACCACGCAGGUGGCGGACUUCAUCCUUCUGGGGCUGACGGACUCCCCGGAGGUGCAGCUGGUCCUCUUCCUGCUGUUCCUGCUGAUGUACCUGCUCACAGUGCUGGGGAACGCAGGCAUGUUCCUGGCGAUCCGCCUGGACGUUCGGCUUCACACCCCCAUGUAUUUCUUCCUCAGUCACUUGUCCUUUCUCGACCUCAUUUACUCAACCGUUAUCACACCUAAAACCUUGGAGAACUUACUGGCUUCCACCAAAUAUAUUUCCUAUAUGAGCUGCUUCACCCAGAUGUACUUUUUUGUCUUCCUGAGUGCCACUGAAUGUUUUCUUCUCUCCUCAAUGGCCUAUGAUCGCUACGUAGCCAUCUGUAACCCCCUCCGCUACCCUGACAUUAUGUCCACAAGGCUCUGCUGCUCCCUCAUAUUGGGGUCCUACUUCAUUGGAUUUAUGGAUUCUAUUGUCAAUGUGCUUUUCGUGAGCAGCUUGCAUUUCUGCGACUCCAAUGUAAUCCAUCACUUUUUCUGUGACGUAUCCCCAGUUUUAGCCCUGUCUUGCACUGACACAUAUGAUGUCCAAAUGAUGAUAUUCAUUGGUGCUGGUUCCACUCUCCUGGUGUCUCUUAUCACAAUAUCUGCAUCCUAUGUGUCUAUUCUGUCUACCAUCCUGAAAAUUACUUCCACUUCAGGGAAGCGGAAAGCCUUCUCUACUUGUGCCUCUCAUCUCCUGGGAGUCACCAUCUUUUAUGGUACUCUGAUGUUCACUUAUUUAAAACCAAGUAAGUUCUACUCUUUGGGAAAGGAUCAAGUAGCUUCUGUGUUUUACACAAUCAUGAUCCCCAUGCUGAAUCCACUCAUUUAUAGUCUUAGGAACAAAGAAGUGAAAAAUGCUCUUACUAGAAUCAUGCAGAAGAGAGAGGACUCCAGGCAAGUAAAGUACCAAUGA